AUGGAGCUAAUUUAUAUUAGCAAUCGAUCUUCUGAAGAAGGGCCCCUCACUCUGGAUACGAUUCCGGUUGAGAUUCUCCAUCAUAUCUGCACCUUCUUUUGUGACCACUGCGAUCCGAUGAAGAAGUCUCACAUCGAGUACUGUUUCAACUACAACCCAAACAAGGGCAAGAAAGACUUGCUCAACUUGUGUCUGACAUCACGAGCCUUGUGCACCGUGGCUCAAGGCGUGCUCUUCCAUCACUUCUCCUUCGGACGCCACCUCAUGCACAGCGGCCCCCUGGCAUUCCGGCUCGUUGCCGCGUCUUUCCUCCAAGCCUUGUCGAACAAGCUACACCUCCGGGCCGUCGUCAAGGAGCUGAAGAUCGAGACAAAUCGAGACACCAGGUAUCCGAAGAUACUUGGUUUUGAUUCAUUGUCCAAGGCCAGCCGGCAUAGCGCACGCCUCCUCCGGACGUUGGGAGCCGAGAUCGGUAUCCGGUUCCGCUACCAUGAACUACAGCGCAGAGACUUGCGAGAGGCAAUGGUCCAGCUCAUGAUCGCACUGUGCCCCAACGUCUCCAAGAUGGAGAUCCAGAUCCCACGCUAUUGGGCCUUUGAUAAACUUACGGAACGCAACCUCCUCACACAGAGCAGCACUAACCAACAACCGCUUUCUUCGCUUCGGACCCUGGACGCACUUGUUGAGAGACUUCCCACCGACAACUGCAGAAUCCCUCACGAGCUUUGCAACAUGGCAGCUUUUGGAAAUCCCUCCGAGCAUGCUCUGGUUGCGGGUUCGGCUUCAAGACUGGAGACGCUCAAGUGCACACUCGGUGCUCUGGAGAAUGCCACCGAGAUGCCGCGACUGGAGGUGCUCAAAUUGGAUGUCCGGGGCUCAUACUCUGACUUGAAGUCGCUGUUCACGAAGAUUCCCAAGCUCCGAGAGCUGAUCUACUGCUCCUCCAACAAGCACGGCCCGCUUCCGAUUGAAAUCAACGCCGCCUUGAGAAACCACCGCGAGACGCUCGAGGUUCUGGCGAUCCAUUUCUGGAAGGUCCCGUACGGGGAUCUCGUCAUCCUGGAUCCGUUCAUCGACAACACCGAAUUCCGCCUCGGUCUCAUGAGCGACUUCACAAACCUCAAGGUUCUCAUCGUCGAUGCUCUCAGGAUCCGCGAAGCCGGCGAGAACAGGUCCUCCGAGGAGCCCUUCCAAACGAUCAGCGAUACCAUCCCGGAGUCUCUGGAGAUGCUUUGCGUCCACGCCAUGGACAUGGUUUCCCAGCCUGAUUAUCAGCCUCUCUUUGAGGUGGCGGACAGAGUUCGGGAGGGUAGGUUCAAGGCCCUGAAGCAUGUUCUGUGGACCAGAAAGCAGAACAGGAGCUACCCGAAUGGACUCGGCUAUCUUGAUCCUCAGCAUGAUUCCCUGAAGAGCGGAGCGUAUCACAUUGGCCCGGUGGAUCCUGAGACUGCGGUGUCCUUGAAGAAGAGAUACCCCAUCCUGAUGACGAUGCAGCAUAACUGCUAUGUCUGA
Messenger RNA from Clonostachys solani, 1512 nucleotides. The record is from the annotation of a GenBank genome assembly. NCBI's taxonomy places the organism in Eukaryota, Fungi, Ascomycota, Sordariomycetes, Hypocreales, Bionectriaceae.